This is a messenger RNA of Micromonas commoda, 3546 nucleotides long. RefSeq lists its product with no specific name. The transcript has a single exon. Lineage: Eukaryota; Viridiplantae; Chlorophyta; Mamiellophyceae; Mamiellales; Mamiellaceae. The coding region runs from base 1 to 3546 and encodes 1181 amino acids. The record is from RefSeq and is a predicted model, not a curated record.
AUGGCGCCGUCGUCGCCCGCGGUUCCCGCGGCCGCGAUGGACGACCGAGAUGAGAACGAGGACGCGUGGCGCGUCGGCGGGUUCAGGGUCGCGGGCGUCCGCAGCAAGGUGUUCGCGCCUCCGCCGGGGCACCCGCGGCGAAGCGCCCAGGGGUUCCUCGUCUCCCUGGAGCGGGAUCCCGCGAGCGCGCCGCCGUCGCCGAUGCGCGCGAGCGGCGGCUCCGACGUCCCGCUGCGUCAGCUCUUCCCGGGGAACGCGGCGAUGCACCGCGCGGCGGAGUCGGAGUCCGCCAGCCGACGCGCGUCCCCGACGAAAACGCGCGGGCGGUCUCGCGACGAUGAACCAGAUGCGCUCGGAUUCUCGACGACGACGCAACCGGGAGACGACCGGCGGCGACGCGCGACGCUCGUGCGCGCCUCCGCGUCCACCCCCGGCCGCGCCUCCGCGUCGUCCCAACCGGCACCGGCGUCGCCGAUAUCCCCGGAGGCGGCGCGCGCGGCCCGACGCGCGCACCGCAAGCGGCUCGCGCAGAUCGUCGUGUCGCACUGGCGCUGGUUCGCCGCUGACGCGCUCGAAGCCUUACCGCUGUGGAGACCGUUUCGCGCGAGAACGCUGCUGCGAAAGGCGAUGGCGCGGUGGGCUCGGGCGCGUAUCGACGCGCGCCGCGAGAGACGAACGCGGACGAGAGACGCGGAGGAGACGAGGCGAGAAGAGGCGCGAGCCAGGCGAGAGUUUGCCGUCACGUGCCUGCUCCGAUGGGAAGAAAACGCUCGACUGGCCAAGCGCAAUCGCCGGGCGCACGAGGCGGCGCGGAAGCACGCGCUGCACCGCGCGUGCGGCGGGCGCGUCCCCCACGUCCUCCCGGCGUGGAGGGCCGUUAUAACGCUCGCGCGACGCCGCCGGCUCUUCGCGACAAACACAGCCGCGACACGAGCCAAGGCGCUGACGAAAAAAUCAGUCGAGGCGUGGAAGUCGACGCUCCUCGCGGCGCGCGUGUCGUCGCACCUCGCCGAUUCGAUGGCGCACGCGCGUCGAAGGCGAGACGCGGGUAACGUCCUUCACGCGUGGCGAGAGGAGGCCAAACGGCGGCGCACGGCGAGGUGUUUGGUAGCCGCGCGGGUGGAGGCGGCUCGAGCGGAAAUCGCCGCGGGUAACGUCCUUCGCUCGUGGCGCGAGUGGACGCGAACGCGGCUAGCCAAGGCGCGCGUUCGUCACACGCAAAGGGCGGUGCGCUGCGCGUUCCUGCGUUCCCAGUCGUUCCGGGGCUGGGCGCUGUACGCGGCGUACUCGAGGGAGUGCGAAGCCAUCGGGCACGCGGUGCAGAGGAAUCACGAGCGAGUCGUCAAGGCGUCGACGGUUCGCGGCUGGCGCGACGCGGUCAUGGGCUCUAAACUCGCGCGCGCGGCCCAUAGGUACUUCGUCUGGUGCGGCACACGGGUGUGGCGCGAGUGGUGCGCGAUGGCGAGCGACGGCGCGGUGGCCAGGCGCGUCGCGUACGCCCGGGGGUGGGCCAAGGAUCGACGCAGGACCGCCGAUUUUCUGCUUCGCUGGCGAGCGGCGGCGGCGGAUGCGAAACGCGCGCGGAUCGCGAACGACAUCGCGCGCGAGCACGACGAUCGCAGGGCGACGCGGUCGGGGUGGAGGCGCUGGUGCGCGCACGUCGCGGACGCGGAAAGGGCGCGAGAGCUGACCGAAAAAGCGGAGGCUCACUUUGCGUUUACGUCGGCGAAGGACGCGUUUGCGCGGUGGCGGUGGGCGUCGGCGGCGACGCGUCGCGACGCCGCCGCGGACGCCUUCGUCAUGACGUGGCUCGCCAGACGGACGAUCACACGAUGGAGGAACCAGACGGAGCGCGCGCUGAUGAGGGAGGCGCGGCGGAGGGUCGCCGCGCGCCAUCACUACCGCGCCACGCUUCGGCGGGUACUCACCGUGGUUUUUCCGCGGUUCGUCGAGUGGUCAAAGACGAGAAACGCCGUUCGCGCCAAGGCGGCGGCGCACCACGAACGCGUGACGAGGCGCAAGGUGAUGAACGCCUGGAGGGGCCCGAUCGUGACGGAGGGGCGCAAGGACAGGCUCGCGUCUCGAAAGGCUUCGGUGAUGCGGGACGCUCUUUUGGCGCUAAAGGCUUUCGUGUCGUGGCGGCACUGGACGGAGAAGAGGGCGGCGAAGAACCGCGCGCUGGCCGACGCGGACGCGCACCACGGCGCGGUGCUGCUGCACAGGUGCUUGCUCGCGUGGGACGACUGGCUGAGCGGUAAGCUGCGCCGGCGCGAGGCUACGGGCGCGCGGGUCGGAGCCGCGGCGCGAGCGCUGGGCGAGACCAAACGCUUCAGAAUUUUCGCCGGUUGGCUCGAGAUGGCCAGGGAGGGUGCGGUGUUUCGCGUGCAGGCGGACAGGGCGGACGCGCACAGGGACGAGCGCGCGAAGGUGUGCGUUCUCCUCGCGUGGCUCGACCACGUCGAUCAACGCAAGAAGCGCCGGAUGGACAUCGUCACGGCUGAUCGAUUCAGGCGACGACGGUUAACGUUUGACGCGAUGGAGGCGUGGGUCCGACGCGUCGUCCAUCGCAGAAGGCGCGUCACGGGAUACGCUAACGCGGUGACGUGGCGCAACGCACGCACGUCCAGGCGCGUCUGGCGGCUCUGGCGCGCGUGGCUCGACCGCCGGGGGCGGAAGCGCGCGCGCGAGGAGGCGGCGUUGGCGAUGCAUCGCGACGCGUGGAUGAGGGACGGCGCCCGCGCCUGGCUCGCCGCCGGGCUGGAGAGCCGGGACAGACGCGCGGAGCGGAGCGCCCGCGUCGCCGCCGAGGAAGCAGCCGCCGCGUUGGUCCGCGCUGGCAAGUUCGCGCGGAGGUGGAGGCACAGGGUGCUCGGCGCGAGGGAGAGCGUCGCGAGGUUUGAGCCGUUUGAAAGGGUGGAGCCGUUUGAAAGGGUGGCGCCGUUUGAAAGGGUGGCGUUUGCGGCUGUCGAUUCGCGGAUCCGCUCGACGUGCUCGAGCGGGGGUUCGGCGGCUUCGUCGGAGGAUCCGUACCGCCCUCGUCUCGUGGGGGGCAACCUCGGGGGCAAGCGCGCCGACGCCGAGGCGCCCGCCGUGACGGCUGUGACGGAUGUAACGGCCGUAACGGCCGUAACGGCCGUAACGGCCGUGACCCCGGACGCGCCGAGGGGUUUCGUCUCUUUCCCGCGUCUGCUACACCCGACUCCCCCGGGUUUGCCGACGCCCCCGUCGCCGUGGGUCAGGCCGCCGAGGACGCCGCCCGCGUCCGCUGCGACGUCGUCCGCGAUGUCCGUCGCGAGCGUCAUGACCCCCGAGGAUCUGAAACGGCACGAGUCGGUCAUCGUCGAGCACGAGGCGCUUCGAGCGGAGUCGGCGAGGUUAGCCGCGGAGGCUCGAUCGAUCGACGGGGACAGCCCGGAGGAUGACGCGCGGCGACGCGCGCUGGAGGCGGCGGCGUCGCACCUGAGGCAGCGACGCCGGGAGCUGCUACCGGCGGUCCGGGCGGCGGCGGCGGCGCUCGGCGAGGCUGUCGCGCUCAGCGAUCGGUGA